AAAGACGACCCCCUGCUGAAGGUCUAUGCUUGCAACACAGAAAGCGACUGGAGUCAAAUACACGACAACAUCAUUAAGAAAGUCAACUCCAGAUACAACCUCUCAGGCUCCAACACAGGUCUGGCGGUGGCGCUUCAGUUACUACACGGCGACAUCGAACAGCUGCGGAGAGAAUACAUGGUGCUUUUUACAAGAGGAGUGUCCAUCACUAAAAAACUGGGCUUCUCUGAUGUCAUCAUGCCAGGUGAGAUGAGAAAUGAUCUCUACAUAACACUGGAAAAGGGCGAGUUCGAGAAGGGAGGGAAGAGCGUGGCGAGGAACGUUGAAGUCACAGUCUACGCGCUGGACGCCGAUGGACAGAUCCUCAAGGGGUUUGUGGCCGUGGGCUCAGGCGAGCCGGGCGGAGAUGAGUAUCACACCUUCGUGCUUUACCACAACAACAGUCCGCGGUGGGCGGAGCUAAUCAAGCUGCCCGUCCCUGUCGACAUCUUCCGGGGCUCUCAUGUCCGCUUCGAGUUCCGCCACUGCUCCACAAAAGAUAAGGGGGAAAAGAAGCUGUUUGGCUUCUCAUUCGUUCCUCUAAUGCAGGAAGAUGGGCGGACUCUGCCCGACGGCACCCACGAGCUCAUCGUUCAUAAGUGUGAAGAGAACGCUAACCUGCAAGACUGUGCUCGCUACCUCAAACUGCCCUUCUCAAAAUCAGAUCUGCCUGGCAACAGCCAAACUAUGAAAGGCACUAAGGAAUCCCUAUGGAUCACAUCAUUCCUCUGUUCUACCAAACUCACUCAGAACGGUGACAUGCUGGACUUACUGAAGUGGAGAGCCCAUCCAGAGAGAAUCAGCAACAGCCUGUCUAAACUCAAAGAGAUCGAUGGCUCAGAAAUAGUUAAGUUUUUACAGGAUACACUGGACACGCUUUUCGGCAUUUUGGACGAGAGCUCUCAGAGAUAUGCACUCAAGGUGUUUGAUUGUCUGGUGCACAUUAUAAACUUGCUUCAGGACAGCAAGUUUCAACAUUUUAAACCAGUCAUGGACACCUACAUUGAAAGCCACUUUGCAGGAGCCCUAUCAUACAGGGAUCUGAUCAAGGUGCUGAAGUGGUACGUGGACCGCAUUAUUGAAGCGGACCGUCAGGAACAACAUCCAACAGGUGCUAAAGGAAUGGCGACGGAGUAUAUUUUUAAGUAUAUUAUCCAGUCGCGGCGGCUGUUUGCGCUCGCCACGGGCGGACAGAACGAGGAGGAGUUCCGCUGCUGUAUGCACGAGCUUUUCAUGUCCAUCCGCUUUUUCCUCUCGCAGGAGAACAAGGGCUCACGGCCCAUCACACAGACACAGGCAGUGUUUUUGCAGUCGUUCCCUGCUGUGUACGGGGAGUUGCUGAAGCUCUUUACGCUCAGGGAAGUGGCCACAUUUAUCCGGGAGACAUUGGGCAGCCUCCCCACUGCGUCCCAGGCAGACUGCCCCCUGGAGGCUGUUAGGCUGCACUGCAUUGCCAAAACUGUAGAGAGCCAGCUCUACACAAACCCUGAGUCUAGAUGUAUCCUGCUCCCAGUGGUGCUGCGUUUGCUCCAGGCUCACAUGCAGGAGCAGCGAGAUCUCAUCAUGUGCGCUCACAUACUCACCUGCAUGAUGUCUCUCCUCAAGAAGGAUGACACGGAGCCAGCCGCAUCCGAAGAGGUGGAUCUGAUCGUGCAGAGUGUUUUGAGUGUGUUACUGCGGACCAUAUUGGAAAUUGCUAACCGGCCACAACCAGCAGGGCCUACGCUACGGCCACAAGUUCAAGACGUUACGGGCGAGUUUGUGUCGUGUCUUUUGGCUCUGUUGAGGCAUAUGAAGGACAGACACUACCAGCAGCUCCUGCAGAGCUUCACCAGUAAAGACGAGCUGCGGGACUUUCUCCUGCAUAUCUUCACUGUGUUUCGGAUCCUGAUAAGACCAGAAAUGUUUCCCAAAGACUGGACGGUCAUGCGGCUGGUCACUAACAACAUCAUCAUCACCACGGUGCUCUACCUGUCAGACGCUUUAAGAAAAGACUUCCUCAAUGACAAGUUUGACUAUAAGGUGUGGGAUUCCUACUUCUGCCUGUCUGUUAUUUUCAUCAACCAGCCCUGCCUCCAGCUCGAGACCUUCUCUGCUUCGAAGAGGAAGAAAAUACUGGAAAAGUACGGAGACAUGCGUGUCAUGAUGGGAUGUGAGAUCUUUAGCAUGUGGCAGAAUUUAGGAGAGCACAAGCUGAACUUUAUCCCAGCGAUGAUCGGCCCGUUCCUGGAGGUGACGCUGGUGCCUCAGCCGGACCUGAGGAACGUGAUGAUCCCCAUCUUUCAUGACAUGAUGGACUGGGAGCAGCGGCGGAGCGGGAACUUCAAACAGGUGGAGGCAAAACUUAUCGACAAGCUGGACAGCUUGAUGUCGGAGGGGAAAGGAGACGAAACGUACAGAGAGCUCUUCAACAGCAUAAUUCCUCUGUUCGGUCCGUAUCCUAGUCUGUUGAAGAAGAUUGAGAGAGAGACGUGGAGAGAGAGCGGGAUAUCCCUUAUAGCCACAGUCACACGGCUGAUGGAGCGACUGCUGGACUACAGAGACUGUAUGAAGUUGGGGGAAGUGGAUGGAAAAAAGAUUGGCUGUACAGUCAGUCUGCUGAACUUCUACAAAACAGAGCUGAAUAAAGAGGAAAUGUACAUCCGCUACAUUCACAAGCUGUAUGACCUGCAUCUGAAAGCACAGAAUUACACAGAGGCCUCAUAUACACUUCUGCUGUACGAUGAGCUGUUGGAAUGGUCUGAGAGACCCUUGCGGGAGUUUCUGAGUUACCCGAUGCAGAGCGAGUGGCAGAGGAAGGAGUAUCUGCAUCUCACCAUCAUCCAGAACUUUGACCGUGGAAAGUGUUGGGAGAAUGGCAUCCUCCUGUGCAGGGAGUUAGCGGACCAGUACGAAUCCUACUAUGAUUACAGAAACCUCAGCAAAAUGAGGAUGAUGGAAGCUUCGUUUUAUGAUAAAAUAAUGGACCAGCAGCGUCUGGAGCCAGAGUUCUUCAGAGUGGGCUUCUACGGCAAGAAGUUCCCCUUCUUUCUAAGGAAUAAGGAGUUUGUGUGCCGUGGUCAUGACUACGAGCGUCUGGAGGCGUUCCAGCAGCGCAUGCUCAAUGAGUUCCCUCAUGCCAUCGCAAUGCAACACGCCAACCAGCCUGACCAGACCAUCUACCAGGCUGAAGCCCAGUAUCUGCAGAUUUAUGCUGUCACACCAAUCCCGGAUAGCCAGGACGUCCUGCAGCGUGAUGGCGUCCCCGACAACAUCAAGAGCUUCUAUAAGGUCAACCAUAUCUGGAGGUUUCGCUAUGACCGCCCGUUUCACAAGGGCACCAAAGACAAAGAAAACGAGUUUAAGAGCUUGUGGGUAGAAAGAACAACGUUAACGCUUGUUCAGAGUCUCCCAGGCAUCUCACGCUGGUUUGAAGUGGAGAGAAAAGAGCUGGUGGAGGUGAGUCCUCUAGAGAACGCUAUCGAGGUCAUCGAGAACAAGAACAUGCAAUUGCGGACGUUGAUCACACAGUGUCAAACCGGGCAGAUGCAGAACAUCAACCCCUUGACCAUGUGUCUCAAUGGAGUCAUCGACGCCGCUGUCAACGGAGGUCUCGCUCGCUAUCAGGAGGCAUUCUUCGUGAAGGACUACAUAAUGAAUCACCCUGAAGACGGAGACAAAAUCGGCCGUCUGCGAGAGCUCAUGUUUGAGCAGGCUCAGAUCCUGGAGUUUGGUUUGACUGUGCAUGAGAAGUUCGUUCCUCAGGACAUGCGGCCUCUGCACAAGAAACUGGUGGAUCAGUUUCAUCUGAUGAAAUCCAGCCUCGGCAUACAGGAGUUUCCAGCCUAUGUGCAAGCCAGUCCGAUCCACUUCACCAACGGAAGCCCUCGAGUCGGAAGAAACUCUGCGCCCAACAUAAUGAGUCCAGAGGGAGGAGCGCGUGUGGUGUCACGCCGCAGUCCCCUCACCUACCCAGCAGUCAACCGCUACUCUUCAUCCUCGCUGUCGUCGCAGGCCUCCAAUGAAGUGAGCAACAUCACGGGCCAAUCAGAGAGCUCAGAUGAAGUCUUCAACAUGCAGCCAAGUCCAUCUACCUCAAGUCUCAGUUCCAAUCACUCAGCCUCUCCCAACGUGACCAGCUCGGCUCCAUCCAGUGCCAGGGGUUCUCCACAGUUGUCAGAUAAACGCAAGCAUUCCCGAGAGAACUGCCUCUCGCCGCGAGAGAGACCCUGCAGCGCCAUAUAUCCAAACCCCCUGGAUCCCGCACAGAGGCCGGUUCCACGCCCAGCAGGCGACGCUUCCUUGCCUCGCAGUAACCCCAACAUCUCCACCCCCGACAAAGUGAUGAAGCCUGCACCAAGUAGCUGGAGUCUAGACACGCCGCUCUCUGAUUCUAAUGGAAAGUGUCCCCCUGUCCCUCCUAGACCACCAUACUCGGGAUCUCCUGCCAAGACUACACGAUCACAGUCCCCCGUGAUGACAUUAUGCUCACCGCAGAAGACCUCUGCAGCUCCGUUCACCCCCUCACCCACAGAGUUCCAGUCGACGGGGUUGGUGUCGAAUUCUCCAGUGCUUUCUGGAAGCUACAGCAGCGGUAUCUCGUCUCUCAGUCGCUGCAGCGUCUCGGAGCACUCCGGAACUGAGAACACACCCGCUGACCACGCCCUCCCAAACUCCACCUCCAGCGGAUCGGACGAGCUUAUUCGGCGGGAGAACAAGACCCCGCCUCCUUACAGCAUACACGAGCGGAAAAACCCCCGCAGACAGGUCCCGCUUCCACCGAGCCUUUCGAUUCCUCCAAGCAUCGACGCGCCACCUGUUCCACCCAAACCUCACCAGAUUCGAAGGCAAGACACUGAGCCACGCCGGCCUGACCAGUUUCCCAGACCCCGGCCCAUUCCCAGGAAAGUCUCACAGCUCUAACGCUGCACCCUUCACUCCAACCCCACCGUUUGCACUUUUACACUUAACCUCUCUGGGUUUAUGAAUACAAACUCCCAAUUUUAAUUAAAUGUAUAAAGUAGACUGAGGAAUAUUUUUAUUAUAUUUAUAUUUAGAGUGAGAGAGGGGAUACAGGGGUAUGACUGCAUUUUAUGCACUUUUUAGGUCAGAAAUUAUAACUCAGCUUGUCAAAUUACCCGAGCCCCUGAAUUAAUUCUAAACCGAACUUGGUACCAUGGUAUUUUCUCAGAUUUUUCAAAGAUUUAUCAAUGCUAAUGUGUAUUUAUAGUGGUUGAUACAAGACAUGUUUGCCUUAAGAGUCUUUUUAUCAAUGAGAAAUGCACGAUUAAAAGUACUUUGUACUUUUUAUUAAGACAAAAGGUGCUAAAAGUCAUCUAAAUUAAUGUUAGCACAAUAUAUUCAAGAUUGCAUUUUCCUUUGGGUCUAAGGCCUAUUCACACUGAAUGCAAGGAAAAAUGUGGGGUAAAAUAAUGAAAUAUUAGCACAUUCAUGGACUUAAGAAUUUAAGUCCAUAAAGGGGUUGGGGAAAAAAUAUUUUAUA
Molecule: messenger RNA, 5521 nt
Organism: Cyprinus carpio (common carp)
Lineage: Eukaryota; Metazoa; Chordata; Actinopteri; Cypriniformes; Cyprinidae
Product: dedicator of cytokinesis protein 4-like
Exons: 44
Coding region: 178-4941 (1587 amino acids)
Biological process (GO): cell chemotaxis; small GTPase-mediated signal transduction
Cellular component (GO): plasma membrane; cytoplasm
Molecular function (GO): GTPase activator activity; small GTPase binding; guanyl-nucleotide exchange factor activity
Source: RefSeq, a predicted model, not a curated record